Varroa destructor (honeybee mite) is the source of this 2554-nucleotide messenger RNA. RefSeq names its product solute carrier family 23 member 1-like. The record is from RefSeq and is a predicted model, not a curated record. Gene Ontology annotation, molecular function: transmembrane transporter activity. Gene Ontology annotation, cellular component: membrane. Gene Ontology annotation, biological process: transmembrane transport. Lineage: Eukaryota; Metazoa; Arthropoda; Arachnida; Mesostigmata; Varroidae.
CAGGGUUGCCGCUUUUUUACUUAUUCUAUGUGUAGAUUCUUCUUCAGUUGUUCGGAUUUCGAUUGCGUCCUAUUUCAAGCGAAAAAUUCCGUGCAAACAAUAAACUCAUCCGUAACAUCAUCCGACUGUACCCUUCAACAAGUACCCCAAGGAUAUACCUACCCGGAUGAAGGUAGCGUUGGAUAGCUCGAACGUGUAAUUAACGUCUAGUAUCUGUCGAUCUGAUACGUUCGUAGUGCUGGUAAAUGGUUUAUGAGGGGGGCGUAGAAACGAGGGUAAACAUGCGGAAGAAUAUGUACAGGUAGCCGAUAUCUACCUGGGCCAGUUUGUGGUGAUUUUUUCGGCCUGUCGAGUGUGACUACGUCGGUUAUAAGAAAUGUGUAUGUAAUAGAGACGGAUCAGACCGAGAGUUAAGAGCACACUUUUAAAGUAUAAGGAGCUUCGUAUUCGAAUAGGCAACGGGCCUCUCUUUCACGGGAGAUCAUGCAUGCGGAGGCUCAUAAAGAUGCCAGCGACAUCAAAGAGAAUGUAUCGCUUCAGAAUCAGUUGGGGAAGAUCGAUGAAGAGGAAGGGAUGAUCUCUCGAGGCAACAAGGUUCACAAGGAUGAUCUGCUCUACGGCCUUGAAGAUUCGCCACCGUGGUAUCUUUCCGCUCUGCUUGGAUUUCAGCAGUACUUAAUUGCAUCGUCGGGAUCAUUGAGUUAUCCGUUUAUGUUGGCACCUGCAAUAUGUAUGAGAGAUUCAGAUCCAGCAAGAGGCUACCUCAUAUCAACUAUCUUCUUCAUCUCUGGCAUUACUACAAUUUUUCAGACAACCUUCGGUAUCAGACUGCCAAUUGUGCAGGGCUGUUCGGUAACGUUCCUAGUGCCCAUCGUCGCAAUCAUGUCUCUGCCUGAGUGGAAAUGCCCCACUGAGGAACAAAUAAUUGCCGCUCGUUUAAACAACUCUACCGGACCUGUAACCGAUGACGAAUGGUCACUUCUAUGGCAAACACGAAUUCGAGAAAUCAGUGGUGCAAUUAUGAUUGCAUCAGUUUUUGAGGUACUGCUCGGGGCUACGGGCAUAGUGGGUUCGAUUUUAAAAUGGGUUACACCGCUGGGAAUCGCGCCGACAAUCGCGCUUAUUGGUCUGUUUCUUUUUGAAGAGGCCGCAACGCUCUGCUCGAAGAACUGGGCUGUUUCUAUAAUGGCUAUCGUGUUGAUGACCCUGUUCUCACAGUACCUGACGAACGUAGAAUGCCUGCUACCGUCUGUUAAUAAAAAUGGACUUACAAUGAAACGCGUGGCCAUCUUUAAAAUAUUUCCGAUAUUAAUGGCUUUAGCCGUAUCCUGGGCAAUCUGUGCGAUUUUUACCUUGACUGAUUACUUCGGACCCACGAAUUUGGCCCGCACCGAUCUCCGCGUAAACAUUAUCAGAGACAGCGCUUGGAUACGACUGCCUUAUCCUGCCCAAUUCGGAGGUCCUACUUUCACAGUGGGGGCUGUAAUUGGAAUGUUAUCAGCCAUCCUAGGGUCUAUCGUUGAGUCAAUUGGCGACUACCUGGCCUGCGCUUCCCUGGCCCGAGCUCCACCGCCCCCUAAGCAUGCCAUAAAUCGCGGCAUCAUGUCCGAAGGCGUGGGUUGUAUUUUAGCUGGAGUGUUCGGGGCUGGCUGUGGACUCACCUCGUAUUCUGGAAAUAUCUCAAUUAUUGCAUUAACUAAAGUCGCGUGUCGUUCAGUUAUCAAUUGGGCAGCUGUCUACAUGAUUAUGUUCGGCAUCGUUGGGAAAGUGGGAGCAACAUUUGCUACUAUUCCCGACCCAGUUAUCGUCAGUGAGCAUACGGAUCAGAAAUUAUAGCAAACAAAGUGAAUCUACUGCUUGCGUCGACGAAUCCACCAUCAUGCGGAGGAUGUAGCAGCCGCCACGUCCAAAUGAGUCAGCAUUCUCUAUUAAUAUUGCUUAUAAACGACUUGUCUUCAAUUAACUUGUUCUUCCUUUCUUGAAAAACGAAAACUUACUCUCGUCAGGGUUAAGCUUGUACGGGCACAUACCGAUACAUAAUGCAUAUAUAUACACAUUAGGGAGGCACAUAAAAGAAAACAGUUUUUCUUCGUAUAUGGGAAUUCGGGACAAGCCAGACACCGUCAUUAUUAACAGAAUCUCAACUCCAUAGAUUUCCUGACGAACAAACAAAAAACGUUUGGCAUGGCUGGCAUUGUCUCUGGAUGGCUAGUACGCUGCCUAUUCAUAAUAAUAAUAAUAAUAAUGAGCGUAAACACAUAGCAUAGACGUCGGUGCACGAAUUGCACGUCGGACCAUUUCCCAGUGAUCAGUAAAGCUGUCCUCGCCUUAUAGUCCAGACCCGAAAAACGAAAAAAAAAAAAAGAUGCUGUUCUAAACGCUGUUGUGUAUUGUUACUCAUGAAAUAGUGUGACGUAUGUUGCUGGUUAGAAAUGUUUUCAAAAUGUCUCGGAUAACCUUUUCGAUCAUAUAUAUAUCCUUUCAUUGAUAAUUGGGGCGAUAAUUGUUGUUUAUUUUUUCUUUGCUUAUGCCCGCUUACGACCCGCUGCCUACU